AUGAAGGUCACUGCAGCUUUUGCAGGCCUCUUGGCCACGACACUGGCCGCCCCUGCCACCGAUCUAGUGACGCGAAGUAUCAACUACGUCCAGAACUACAACGGCAACCUUGGUGCCUUCAGCUACAACGAGGGUGCCGGAACAUUUUCUAUGUACUGGCAGCAAGGAGUCAGCAACGAUUUCGUCGUUGGUUUAGGCAGGAGCACUGGUUCCUCUAACCCUAUCACCUACUCUGCCUCCUAUAGCGCCUCUGGUGGCUCGUACCUCGCUGUGUACGGCUGGGUCAACUCUCCUCAGGCUGAAUACUACGUCGUCGAGGCCUAUGGUAAUUACAACCCUUGCAGCUCGGGCUCGGCUACAAACCUUGGUACCGUGUCCUCUGAUGGAGGCACCUACCAAGUCUGCACCGACACUCGGAUUAACCAGCCAUCGAUCACGGGAACGAGCACGUUCACGCAAUUCUUCUCCGUUCGACAGGGCUCGCGCACAUCUGGAACGGUGACUAUUGCCAACCAUUUCAACUUCUGGGCGAAGCACGGCUUCGGCAACAGCAACUUCAAUUACCAGGUCGUGGCGGUAGAGGCAUGGAGUGGUACUGGCACCGCUAGUGUCACGGUCUCAGCUUAG
Molecule: messenger RNA, 627 nt
Organism: Penicillium subrubescens
Lineage: Eukaryota; Fungi; Ascomycota; Eurotiomycetes; Eurotiales; Aspergillaceae
Product: glycoside hydrolase family 11 protein
Exons: 2
Coding region: 1-627 (208 amino acids)
Biological process (GO): xylan catabolic process
Molecular function (GO): hydrolase activity, hydrolyzing O-glycosyl compounds
Source: RefSeq, a predicted model, not a curated record